AUGGAGUUUAAAGCUCCGGCGCCGGUAAAUGUUCAAUCAAGACAAUCGGCAAUACCCUCGGUUCCAUAUGAGAAGCCGGAUUGGAGUGGUCUACCAAAGAAUAACUAUACCUUUGAGGUCAUUAAAGGUGGAAUUAGUAUUGACAUGAUAGAUUUCCCGUCCAAGGAGUUUCUUGUGCUCGGCCCGGAGGAACCUCAGCAACAGAUAAUCAAACCUGUUUCAAAACCAGCGCCCGAAACGGUAGAGGUCACUUGGGGAUUUGCAGAAGAUGCAGAAGACGAGAGUGAGCUUUCAAUCACGGAAGCAAAAGAAUCAUGGAAACGGGAUGAAAACGCUUAUUAUUAUAAGGACCCUAAAAAGGCUUUGCGAAAUUGGUUUGAGAAUCGUGGAUAUGAUAUGGAAUUCGAAAGUGAACAAGAGGGUCCAGGUCAUGCACGAACAUUUACCUCACGGAUUCAAUUGCCAGACGUUGAGGAUGCGUACGGCCCAGUUUACGGCAUUGGAAGCGGUCCAAAGAAGAGGGAUGCUGAUAGACAAGCAGCGAUUGAUGCUUGCGAAAAAUUAGACAUGUUAGGAAUUCUGCGCGGAGGACAUGAUGAAGCUUGUAUGCAAUGCGAAUUUAUCAUGUACUUUUUAAUACGUGGUGCUCCAAAAUUAAAUUCAGAAUUCACUUUAGUGGCUAGGAAAAAGAGACUCAAGCAGUUGUUGGGUGAUGACUUGGACGACAACGAGAACGAUAGUUUUUAUGACCGGACGGGUCAAGCUGAUCGGGCGAAUUCAAGAAAGUCAUUAAAAUCAACAUCAAAAGUUGAGACUUAUGAAUCAUUGACGAAACAACGAGAAGAACUCGCGUUGCAAAUCGAAGAAUUGCAAAAUAAGAUAUCCAUAGUCAAAGUAGCGGAAUCAGAAAAAUCAUCUGCUUCAAAGAUGGAUGAUGAUUUGGAAAACUUUAUGGAAUCUAUAAAGAAUGAGAUAAACAAUGAGUCGGAAGCAAAUUUGCAGGAAAAACUACAAGGUUUAUUAAAGCAAGAUCAACGCCUCAAUCGAUUAAUCCAAAUCACAAAACCUCAUGAAAUUAUGAAAAAUAACAACCCCUCAUUGUCAUAUACACCACAUGAAAUAUCAAGAGACAGUCGAGAGCAUGAUAAAAGAGUCGAAAGAAAUGAGAAAAAUCAGGAGUCAAUUGAAAUCGAGAAGAUCAAAAUUGUAUCUGCUAAUAUUGAAGAAAUCUCAGAACACCAUAUGACCGAAUCAACUUCAGAGUUAAUUUCAUCGCAUCACGAAAGUUCCAUGAUAAGAUCAUCUACAUCAGUGUCAGGAUUAUCACCGACAAUCAUUCCGAGUAAAAGGACCGACUCGGGAGAGAAUGAUAAUGAUAGCACAUCACUGGGAGAAGAUGAAAGCAAUAACAGAAAGAAGAAAGUCAAGUCAUUGGUACCGAUGACUCCACAAGAAUACGAAGAAAGUCAAAGAAAGGCUAUGGAGUUAAAUGAACUGGAGGUUGAAGAUGCAAUAAUCUGGGAGCCGCCUCAAGGUCAAUCAGGGGAUGGUAGAACAGCGCUGAAUGACAAAUUCGGUUAUUAG
Molecule: messenger RNA, 1584 nt
Organism: Acaulospora morrowiae
Lineage: Eukaryota; Fungi; Glomeromycota; Glomeromycetes; Diversisporales; Acaulosporaceae
Source: the annotation of a GenBank genome assembly